Molecule: messenger RNA, 2160 nt
Organism: Megalops cyprinoides (Indo-Pacific tarpon)
Lineage: Eukaryota; Metazoa; Chordata; Actinopteri; Elopiformes; Megalopidae
Gene: col9a2
Product: procollagen, type IX, alpha 2
Exons: 33
Coding region: 1-2160 (719 amino acids)
Source: RefSeq, a predicted model, not a curated record
AUGGCUGGACACUUUGCUCUCUUCAGGGACUUAGUCCUACUACAGAUGCUUUGCCUGACGCUGGCCCAAGUGACGGGUCCACCAGGAGGGCUUGGUCCGGCCGGUCCCCCUGGCCUACCCGGCCCUCCCGGCCCCUCGGGCACCCCCGGGUCCGACGGCAUAGAUGGAGAUAAGGGUCCCCCAGGCCCCACGGGCCCUGCUGGAGCGAAAGGGGAGCCGGGUGAACCGGGUCCAGAUGGGCCACCAGGGGAGAAUGGAAUCGACGGUCUGAUCGGAGCAAAGGGAGACAGGGGACCUGUUGGGAAUCCUGGUCCAAAGGGUCAGCCUGGGCCUACUGGUGAAGCAGGACCAACUGGACCUGGACUGCCCGGACUUGCUGGGGCGCCAGGUCCUAUUGGACUCCCUGGAGAAAUGGGGAAACCUGGACUCAAGGGCAUGAUGGGACCAACUGGAGCUCCUGGGCUUCCAGGACCCCCAGGGAAACCAGGUCCUCCUGGAAAGUUCCAUGGGGAGGAGGGCAGUGCAGACUUCCUGUGUCCAACUAACUGCCCAGCGGGGCCGAAGGGGCCACAGGGUCUGCAGGGAGUGAAGGGUCACAAGGGUCGUCCUGGAGCGCUGGGAGACCCUGGGAGCCUAGGAAAAUUGGGUAUCAAGGGAGAUGUGGGCAUCUCUGGGGAACAAGGCAUACCUGGCCCUCCGGGCCCCAGAGGGCUGAGAGGCUAUCCUGGAAUGGUGGGGCCCAAAGGAGAAGCUGGUCCCCGUGGUUACAAGGGUAUCACCGGGCCUAUUGGCAUCCCUGGACUCCCAGGUGAGGAGGGACCUCAGGGGCCACCAGGAGAUGCGGGCGAGAAAGGGGACGGGGGUGGCCCUGGUAUCAGGGGUGCACAAGGUGCAGUUGGCAAGAAGGGGGAGAAUGGUCUACCUGGAAUUGAUGGGAAGGACGGUACACCUGGCAUUCCUGGCAUGAAGGGCGCUCCAGGGCAGGCUGGGAUGCCUGGACCUCCAGGCCACCAGGGGACAGCAGGUUUACCUGGAAGUCCUGGCACCAAGGGCGGAGCUGGGGAUAAGGGUGAGCCUGGGUCCAGGGGAUUGGUGGGAAUGUCCGGUCCUCCAGGACCUCAGGGAGAACCUGGACCUCCAGGUGAAGCUGGAAUGGAAGGGGUCCCAGGUCCAAAGGGUGACAGGGGACAGAGAGGGCCAGUGGGUCCCCAAGGCAUUGAUGGCUCAUCGGGUGAGAAAGGAGAACGAGGGCCAAUGGGAAUUCCUGGGCCUCAGGGUAUUUCAGGAACUAAGGGGGACAAGGGAUUCCAAGGAAAGCCUGGGAUGAAGGGAGACUUUGGCGAUCCAGGUGUGGAGGGCUUGGCCGGGGAGAAAGGAGAGAAGGGAAUAUCUGGUGAACCCGGACCAAAAGGACAGCAAGGAGUGAGGGGUGAGCCCGGGUUCAACGGCCCCACCGGAGACCCAGGCAAACCAGGAGACCAGGGCCCCUCAGGUCUGCCCGGACCCCGAGGCAUCAAUGGAGAGAGAGGCGUGCCAGGCAUGCCUGGAAGACAGGGAACUCCUGGGCGAGAUGCCUCAGACCAGCACAUCAUUGAGGUGGUACUGAAGAUGCUGCAAGAGCGCUUGGCGGCGUUGGCGGUCAGCGCUAAGAGGGCAGCUCUGGGCGGAGCUGGCGUCAUGGGCCCGCCGGGCCCCCCGGGGCCACCUGGAGCUCCGGGUCCACAGGGACUGCACGGACUCCCCGGGGCUCGGGGGAUCCCAGGCAUGAUCGGAGCGGUGGGACAGAUCGGCAACACCGGACUCAAAGGAAAGAAGGGUCCGAAGGGCGACAGAGGCGAACCUGGCCGCCCCCACCCUGGCCAGCCCGGACCACCUGGAAUCCCAGGUCCCCCAGGCCUCGACGGAAUCGCCCGGGACGGGAAACCAGGCGAAAGGGGACCUCAGGGUAUCCCAGGCGAGGCGGGACGUCCGGGUAAAGCGGGCCCGGCUGGUCUCCCCGGCUUCUGCGAGCUGGCGGCUUGUCUCGCAGCCUCGGCCUACACCUCCCCUCGGCUGCAGGAGGCGGGAGCCAUCAAGGGGCCCAGAGACGUCAUCAUCAUCAUCAUCAUCAUCAUCAGUGACAUCACUGAUGAUAUCAUCAACACGAGUCCCAAACUGUGA